UCCCACAUUUUAGAAAACUAUUUUGUGGGUUUUUUCUUUUUGUUUUUUGUUUUACUAUUUUACCACUUUGCUCUGCUGUGGUAACUUCAGCUCUUUGCUGAGAUAUUGGAUUAUGUUACUGUUGAAACCGUCUGCAGGGAGCUGAGCCAGGGAAGGAAGAAUGCGGGUCCAUUUAAUGGUGUUCUGCCUUAUUUCCUACACCGUGAAUGGGCAAAUAGAGUAUUCCAUCUCCGAAGAAACUGAACGUGGUGUGUCUGUUGGGAAUAUAGCAAAGGAUUUAGAAAUAGAUGCAACUACACUUUCACUCCGGAAAUUUCGCAUGCUCACCAGUUCAAAACGAACCCCUCCCGCAGCGGCUGCUGUUCAGGGUGCUGCCCAGUGGAUGAGCAUGACAAGUAUCGCUUCAACGUGCGCAUGCUCCCAAGAUCUCAUUUAACACCUGACAUGGUGGAGGUCUCAGGAGUGGGCAAACUGACCCAGACCUAUUUGUACAGAGCUUCUUUGGGUGUUGGUCCUAGCAAUAAC
Molecule: messenger RNA, 525 nt
Organism: Malaclemys terrapin pileata
Lineage: Eukaryota; Metazoa; Chordata; Testudines; Emydidae
Product: protocadherin alpha-C1-like
Exons: 2
Coding region: 161-436 (91 amino acids)
Source: RefSeq, a predicted model, not a curated record